AUGGCCAACCGAAGAGGGGAGUGCAAGGCCAUCACACUUAGAAGUGAAAAAGUGGUAGAAGAAGCCACCCUAAACCAGGAGAACCAUGAAGAAGAAGCUGCAGAAAAGCCUAAAAAUAGGAAGAAAGAAGAGGUCUCCAGCCCAUCUUCACCAAAGCCAAUCUUGAAGCAUUAUGUGCCAAAGGCACCAUACCCACAAAGGCUAAGGAAGGAUGGGAAGGACAGCCAGUUUUCCAGAUUUUUGGAAAUCUUCAAAAAGCUCCAAAUCAACAUACCAUUUGCUGAACCACUAGAGCAAAUACCCUUCUACGCAAAGUUCCUGAAGGAGCUCAUGACAAGAAAAAGAAACUGGGGAGAAAAGGAGACUGUAGUCCUAACUGAGGAGUGUAGUGCCAUCAUACAAAAGAAACUCCCCCAGAAAAUAAAGGACCCAGGGAGUUUCCAAAUCCCCUACAUCAUAGGUGAUAUCACUAUUGAAAAGGCUUUAUGUGACUUGGGAGCUAGCAUCAAUCUCAUGUCCUUGAACAUGAUGAGAAGGAUGAGAAUUGAGGAAGCCAAACCAACAAGAAUGGCACUCCAACUAGCUGAUAGGACAUUCAAGUUUCAACAUGGAGUGGUGGAAGAUUUAUUGGUGAAGGUGAGAGAAUUCAUCUUCCCAGCUGACUUUGUUGUGCUGGAUAUGGAAGAAGAGGCAAACACUUCAAUUAUCCUAGGAAGACCAUUCCUAGCUACUGCUGGAGCCAUCAUUGAUGUGCAAAAAGGAGAACUAGUCUUGAGAUUACAUGAGGAAAAGAUGGUCUUGAAUGUAUUCAAGAUCCUACUUGAGAAGGAUGCUAAGCCAUCAAGGCAACAACAAAGAAGGUUGAAUCCAACCAUGAAUGAGGUAGUCCAGAAGGAAGUGUUGAAGUUGUGGCAAGUAGGGAUGAUCUAUCCCAUCUCAGACAGCCCUUGGGUAAGCUCGGUACAAGUAGUUCCAAAGAAAGGAGGAGUCACUGUUGUAACAAAUGAGAAGAAUGAGCUGAUACUAACAAGAAUAGUGACUGGUUGGCGCAUGUGCAUCGACUACAGGAAGCUCAAUGAAGCCACCAGGAAGGACCACUUCCCCCUACCAUUCAUGGACCAAAUGCUUGAGAGACUGGCUGGACAUGAAUACUACUGCUUCCUUGACAGUUAUUCGGGUUACAACCAAAUAGUUGUGGACCCAAAGGACCAGGAGAAAACUUCAUUUACUUGUCCAUAUGGCGUUUUUGCUUACAGGAGGAUGCCCUUUGGACUGUGCAAUGCACCUGCAACAUUCCAAAGGUGCAUGCUCUCCAUAUUUUCAGACAUGAUUGAGUGGUUUAUUGAGGUGUUUAUGGAUGACUUCUCUGUAUUUGGUAACACAUAUUCUGAUUGA
Messenger RNA from Arachis stenosperma, 1395 nucleotides. RefSeq lists its product as uncharacterized. The record is from RefSeq and is a predicted model, not a curated record. The transcript has 2 exons. Lineage: Eukaryota; Viridiplantae; Streptophyta; Magnoliopsida; Fabales; Fabaceae. The coding region runs from base 1 to 1395 and encodes 464 amino acids.